AUGGCUUCUACGUGCAAAACAUGCAGCUCCGCCGUCAAUGGAAUUGACAAAGUCGUCUGUCGUGGUAACUGCCGAUCACUGUUCCAUCGUACAUGCAUUCCCCAAUUGCAACGAUCGAUUUUGGAGGUGAUUGCAACACACAGCAGCAAUCUAUUUUGGCUAUGCGAUGAUUGUGCCAGCAGCUUCAACAAUUGGCUGCAACUACCCGUUACCGCCGCCCCCGCUGCUGAUUCAUUACAGCUGUGUCAAGCAGUCGAAAAAUUAAAUUCUGUCGUCACCGAUCUCUCGUCUCGCAUCGAAAAACACUUCCCGUGCGGACCUGCUGUUCCAGCCCAAAAGAUGUUUUUUUCUCAACGUCUGCCGGGCAAACAACCAACGCCUAAACGUAGUCGAGAAAACAAUGCCAAAUUUCGUGCUACUGCCGCUGCUGUUUGUGGCACCAGAACUAUACAACGCGAAAUCAAAACUGUAGCAGACGAGCGACAGCAAUUUUGGAUCUAUCUGAGCCGUCUCGAUCUAUGCCACACAGUGAAUGAUAUCGCCGCUAUGAUCCAGGAGUGUCUAGGAAUCAAUGAAACGCCUAAGGCAAUUUUGCUAGUGAAAAAAGAUGCGGAUCUCACUAAGCUGAAUUUCGUUUCAUUCAGAGUGGAAAUUCCAAGAGAUCUCAAAAAAGCUGCUUUAAGUGCGUCUACGUGGCCGAUCGGAGUUUUGGUGCGCGAAUUUGAUUUUGAUCAAACACGAGUUGACCGAUUUCGCCAAUAG
Messenger RNA from Wyeomyia smithii (pitcher-plant mosquito), 762 nucleotides. RefSeq lists its product as uncharacterized. The record is from RefSeq and is a predicted model, not a curated record. Lineage: Eukaryota; Metazoa; Arthropoda; Insecta; Diptera; Culicidae. The coding region runs from base 1 to 762 and encodes 253 amino acids. The transcript has a single exon.